Anneissia japonica is the source of this 2903-nucleotide messenger RNA. Its product is annotated as noggin-3-like. The transcript has a single exon. Gene Ontology annotation, biological process: dorsal/ventral pattern formation; osteoblast differentiation; negative regulation of BMP signaling pathway. Lineage: Eukaryota; Metazoa; Echinodermata; Crinoidea; Comatulida; Comatulidae. The record is from RefSeq and is a predicted model, not a curated record. Bases 1139 to 1825 code for a protein of 228 amino acids.
UUCAGUCAGUCAGUCAAUCAGUCAAUCAAUCAAUCAAUCAAUCAAUCAAUCAAUUAAUCAAAUCAAUGAAUAAAUCAUAUCAAUCAAUCAAUCAGUUAUUCAGUCAAUGAAAACCAUCAACAUAUUAUUUCACUGUCCGCUCUCUCCUUACCACCGAUACCGGCCGGAUGGCUAUAGUUUCCAUUCAAUUUUGCGAUUAAAGCUUGAAAAACGAAAACGAAACGAUACGUAGGAAUUAGUUACAUAAAUUUAAUAUGAGUGCGACAAGUUUAUUAUCUUUAGACAGAACUAGGUUAAAAAAAAAAUUUAAUUAUUUAAAAUUCAGAAAAGAAUGAAGUGCGGGCAGGGUUUCCAGUGUGACCUAUCGUGUAAACAGCAUCAACAUACAUUCCUAGACGUACAUGAUACAUGUCAUACCAGUAUACAUAUUAACAAACUACUUAUAGAGAAAGAAGAACUCUUAAAUCACAGCUUACCAGCUAUGCCGGGUUCUCAGCUUUACAAUAACAAGCCCCUAUGGUUUCCUUAUGGUUUCACUCUGCAAUAUGCAUCGGCCAAUAGUGAUGCACAAUAUCGGGGUAAAGAUGAGGCGACACGCCCUCAUCCCAUGCUCACAGUUUGAUUUUAGCUUCGAACAAACCCGGCUUAGCAUUCCUUCACAUCGAGAGCCACUUAAUUUUCAACACUCAAAAAACGAAAAACAUAUUGUAUCGUCAGUACUAAAAUAGGCUGAAUGUUUGGCAUAGUGAAACAGUCGCUAGAUUUAGUUGUCAUGGAGAUGAGUGAUUGACGCGAUGUCGAUUCAGUGUUUUAUGGAUUCUCAAUCGGGCGCUGGGGUAUCCCACUAAGACGGCCUUCAUAAUCUCGAUGACGCUCAGGUGUGUUUCACAGCUGAAAGACAAUAAACAGAGAUAGACAAUGUUUUCUAGACUGGCACACAAAUAACACGCUGAGACCAGCUGAGACGCUACACAUUUUAACACUUCUCACCAGAGGAAGGCCUAAAAGAGGUACAGCCUUGGCUGAUAGGCCAUCAAAAUAGCUCACGUGAAAAUUUUAUUGGGAAAUAUUUCUACAUAGUACAGCCGCUUUAUAAUCUCCCAACAUUUUCAAUUGUGUUUCGUGCAUAAGAAUUGAAAUGUGGCACACGUGUGCGUUUUUGAUCGCGUUGAUUUUCGCUGGGCAAUGCGGCGGAAAGAAAUCAUCUGUACCAGAUUAUUCCCAACGCCCUACUCUGAUAGCAAGCGACUCGCAGAUUCUGCCACUGAUAGACGAUUUACAGAGCGUCACGAACCCACCUAAAGACAAAGAUUUAAAACUUUCUAAACUAACCAAAAUCCUGGGCGAUGACUUCGAUCCUGCUUGGAUGAGUAUAAAUGAACCAAGGAAUAAAAACGUUGAUGUCGUUGAAAUAACGGAUGAGGAACUUCUACAAGAGUUUCGAAAUUUGUCAAUAAAAUAUCGAGACGAGAACGGAAAUCGAGUGCGAGUAAGUGACGAGACAGAAGCAAUCCUAGAAAAAUGGUUAACACAGAAAGCAAACUGUCCAAUUCAGUAUAAAUGGGUUGACCUUGGACAGCUGUUCUGGCCCCGGUGGGUGAAGCGUGGGGAGUGCAUCCAGCGAAAAUGUUCCUGGCCUUCAGGUAUGCAGUGUAGUUCGUCUGAUAUGAUGACAAUUCGACCCCUGCGUUGGCACUGUAUUCGAAAGUCAAAGAGGGACAGGGAGAGGAGGCGAGAGAAACGGGGGUCAUCAAAGUUCAAGUGCCGAUGGAUACCCGUGCCCUACCCCAUGACAUCAAAAUGUAGUUGCCAAUGUAAGGAUUAACUGGAGAAUUAUUUUACCACACAAAAUGGAACAAACAAUAUUUCACGCAUUAUGCGAGUACACAUCAGAAUUGUGACAAUGCUGGAGAUUUUACUCCGAUGCUAAAGAUUGAAAACGCGUGCAAAGUAGAAAUGUUCUGUUGCAAAUAAUUGUGAGUUUAUACACAUCAACAUCUUUUUUUUUUACAAUUUGAUUGCAGAUAGUUUACAUCAACCAUAAUAAAAGGCGUCUUUUACAGACGUUUUUGACCGCUUACGACUAUCUAUUACAUUGUAAUUUUUGUAAGCAAUAGCUGGUUACAAUAAUAGGUUCCGAUGGUCAGUUUGCUUAUAAAUUCAAGCACUUAAUUGUUAUGGUUUAGAAGUCAAAUCAUAUUUGUUAUUUGUUAAUAAAUCUCGUCACUUGAAACCUGGUUUCCAUUGAAUCGCUACACAGUCGCUACAGUGUUUUCACUGCAUCCUUGCACUGCGUAGCUGUCGCCGACGCAAUCGGGAACGCUCCCUUUCAACUGACCAAUCAGCGUCACCAAAGAAGUCGGCGUUAGCGUGUAUACAAUUUUCAUGGAAACCAGGCGUUACAACAUGACGUUUAUGUGACAAAUUGGUGUGAUUUGUCCUUACACACAAAUGUGUUACAAUGUGUUGCAUAAAACUAGAUAGUGUGGGCUCAGUUUUUAAAAUCUGGUUAGAAUUCGACAACAGGAACAGGCCUAUGACGUAGUUAAAGAUUAGCAAUUAGAUUUAUAUAUAAUUGUUUGGUUCGCUAGAAUGUAUCACUUUAAAUAAGGACAUUCGCUAUUCGUGAUUUUAUCGCUGCUUUUGUCUAAUGGUUUAUAAAUCACGUCAUGAUUUUAGCGUUCCCACAGUAACUUGUUUCCAUGCAUAUUUGUGAAAGUAAUGUGUAGUAUUCCGAGAAAUUUUCUUUGUUAUUUUCGAGUUUCGAUUUUAUUUGAUCUUCGAAUCGAAUAUACAUUACUUUAAAAGAAUAGGACUGUUUUAGUAACAUUUUGAUAAGGGCAUUGCAACUUUGGCUAAAAACACAGGGGCGGAUUUAGGGAGGGGGGGGUUUAGGGUUAGGG